This is a messenger RNA of Trichophyton rubrum CBS 118892, 1025 nucleotides long. RefSeq lists its product as uncharacterized. The record is from RefSeq and is a predicted model, not a curated record. The transcript has 2 exons. Bases 17 to 877 code for a protein of 286 amino acids. NCBI's taxonomy places the organism in Eukaryota, Fungi, Ascomycota, Eurotiomycetes, Onygenales, Arthrodermataceae.
CACGAGAUAUGAAGGAAUGCCGUUUUGUUCCCAUACCCCGUGGCUGCGUCAUUCUCCGGCUCUCCUCUUCCGCGCUCCGAUAACACGGCUCUCUUACUACGGCUGCAACGCCUUCUCCUCCACGGCUUCUCGCGCUAUAGCUCAAACAUACUAUGACAUACUCGGUGUGCCAGUCACUGCAACGACAGAUGAGAUCAAAAAAAAGUUCUACGCUCUGUCCCUAGCCCAUCAUCCAGAUAGAAAUAAGGAACCAGGAGCAGCAGAUAAAUUCUCCUCUAUAUCAUCGGCCUACCAUGUCCUCUCUAAUCCCAAGAAGCGCGCUCGAUAUGACCGAGAGAACAGCAUUCGUAUUCCUUCUGCUUCCAGUACAACCACUCGGCCCGGAACGGGUAGUUUCUCAUCUGCCUCAACGUCAGCAGGGGGGUCACAGUUUGGCUCUCGCCCUGCAUCAGGGCUAAGUAAGCGUCGGGGAACUUUUAAGGGGCCUCCCCCUAGCUUUUAUGCGAAUGGUGGGUACGGGACGACCCAGAGACAGUCGCAUGAGCACCAGGCUGGGCCGCACAAGCAGGAACAUCCUGAGUAUUAUCAUUCUGAUGUUCCGCAUUUUGAUGCCAGAUCUCAUCGGCGGACUCAGUCGCAUGAGGAUAUGAGACGGCGAGCGAGGCGGGCUAGGAGCGUGGAAGAGCAGAAGAGACGAGCGGCGGAGGGACAUUCGUUUGAAAGUGGAUACGAUGAGGGAAGCAUGACGAUGAGGUUUUUGGUUAUAUCGGGGAUUCUGGCUGUGGCCAUGCUGAGUGCGGGCCUUGGAAGGAUGAGGAUGAAAGAACCUGGUUUGCAGGAGCUGUCCGCGAGACAGAAAGAAUCUCAACCAAAGUAGUAUGGAAGUGAUAUGUAUGACGGGUUGACUGUUUAAUAAUGCCACCAGACCGGACGAUAACGGGGAUGUAUAUAAAUGGUAUUAGACAGGACAAAACUUUAACCAAAAACGUAAUAAAUACGUCGAGUUCAUCGCAAAGUCAUAUGCA